Solanum tuberosum (potato) is the source of this 1062-nucleotide messenger RNA. RefSeq lists its product as uncharacterized. The transcript has 2 exons. The record is from RefSeq and is a predicted model, not a curated record. NCBI's taxonomy places the organism in Eukaryota, Viridiplantae, Streptophyta, Magnoliopsida, Solanales, Solanaceae. Bases 284 to 976 code for a protein of 230 amino acids.
AUGAAUUUUCUCAUAAUUUUGCUCUAAUACAGAAAUCAAACAACAGCUACUUGGGACCACCACUGUCUUCCUUUCUCCUUAAUCUCUGCAACAAACUCAAUCAUUUCUACACUUUCUUGCUAAUCAUCCCUUUUUUAUGUUUCCACCAAGAAAGAACCCUUUUUUCACUCUCCAUACUACACUAACCCUGUCUACAUUGUAAUAGGCCAACACCCAUCUCAGAAAGUUUCCUACUUUUUCCUUUUUAUCCCCUUUUUUCUCAAGCUCACAUUUUUGGGUUGUAAUGAUGGUGAAGAAGCUUUGCUGCUUUCAGUAUUUUGCUCUUUGGAGUCUCCUCAUGGCUGUUCUUGUUUCCUCCAAGCACCAUGGAAAUUCUGCAAAUGACCUUGUUGAUAUCAUUAACAAGAACAGAACUGAUCAAAAGCUUCCUCAACUUAGCAACAGUCCUGGACUUGGGUGCAUAGCCUUGCAAUAUGCAGAGGAAUGCAUGGGGAACUGCAGUUCAAACAACAGUGUAAAUUGUCACCCUUCUGAAGAUGACUUCACCGAAAUUUUUGCUCCAAACUGUGGCGUUGAGCUACCCACUUUUGGGACCAUAUCUGGUCACAUUCUCGGCUGUCAACCAAAGUAUCUCGAGCCAUUGGAAGCCUUCUCAAAUGUACUUGUUCAUGACAAAAGAACUCUUUCUCUUUUGAGGAACAAAACUUAUACUGAAGUUGGAGUGGGGAUUAUCAAAGCUCACAAGCACAAAGGACCUUACUUAUGGUGCAUUUUGUUUAGUAGUAGCCAGAGAAACACCACAUUCGUACUUGAUGAUCUUGGUGAAGGGAUUAAGCAGAAGAAAGGAUGCUAUAGUGGAACCAGCUUCCCUUGCAGCAGAGCACAUAGAGACAAAGGUCUUUUAUCGAACAAAAUUGGGAUUUUGGUUCUGCUCUGUGUUAUCUUCUUUCAAGAAUUCCUUCUCAAACUUCUCUGAUAUUACUAUAUAUCUCUACUCAACUAAAAUUUUGUCUCUCAUUUUGCUGAAUCAAUCUUGAGCAUCCAUUCAUGAUUCAUUUUAAA